AUGCCCCAACAUACUGAAGCAGAGGACCGCCAAGUAUCAGAGUCUGCUUGGGACUACUUUUAUAUGGAAGUUGUAUCUGUUGAACAAAGAUUGUACAAAGUAGACUCUGAUGCUGAUGCUGCAUAUUCCAAACUUGAAUUGCUGGGGUUUCGUGUAGGCCAUGGCAUAGCUGAGAGAUCAACAAAGGACAGACCUCGAUUUGUAGAUACUCUUGAUAUUAUCAAGUUUAUCUGCAAGGAGAUGUGGAUCUCUGUGUUUAAAAAGCAAGUAGAUAAUCUAAAAACAAAUCACAGAGGGGUAUUUGUGUUGGUCGAUAAUAAUUUUAAAUGGCUAUCCCGCAUGGCAUCAGAUACAUUGACUGGAGAGGCUUCAAAAACCAUGAUCGCAGAGCAUCUUGCGUUACCAUGUGGUAUUAUUCGCGGAACUUUAGCAGGUCUUGGUGUUUCAGCAGUAGUAGUUGCCGAAACUACUAAUUUGCCUCAAUGCACAUUUCAGAUCAAACUGGGAAAGAAGUGA
Molecule: messenger RNA, 516 nt
Organism: Batrachochytrium dendrobatidis JAM81
Lineage: Eukaryota; Fungi; Chytridiomycota; Chytridiomycetes; Rhizophydiales
Exons: 5
Coding region: 1-516 (171 amino acids)
Biological process (GO): regulation of GTPase activity; endoplasmic reticulum to Golgi vesicle-mediated transport
Cellular component (GO): trans-Golgi network; TRAPP complex; cis-Golgi network
Source: RefSeq, a predicted model, not a curated record